Messenger RNA from Poecile atricapillus (Black-capped chickadee), 486 nucleotides. Its product is annotated as EGF-like repeat and discoidin I-like domain-containing protein 3. The transcript is spliced from 3 exons. The annotation marks the transcript as partial. Lineage: Eukaryota; Metazoa; Chordata; Aves; Passeriformes; Paridae. The record is from RefSeq and is a predicted model, not a curated record.
AUAAACCUGCAGAAGAAGAUGAGAGUCACUGGAGUUAUAACCCAAGGUGCCAAGAGGAUUGGAAGCCCAGAAUAUGUAAAAUCUUAUAAAAUUGCCUACAGUAAUGAUGGGAAGUCAUGGACAAUGUACAAAGUAAAAGGCACAAAAGAAGACAUGGUGUUCCGCGGGAACGUGGACAACAACACCCCGUACGCCAACUCCUUCACGCCGCCCAUCAAGGCCCAGUACGUCCGGCUGUACCCCCAGGUGUGCAGGAGGCACUGCACCCUCAGGAUGGAGCUGCUUGGCUGCGAGCUCACAGGUUGCUCUGAGCCCUUGGGGAUGAAAUCAGGACACAUCCAGGACUUCCAGAUCACUGCCUCCAGUGUUUUCCGCACCCUCAACAUGGACAUGUUCGCCUGGGAGCCCAGGAAAGCCCGGCUGGACAAGCAAGGCAAAGUCAAUGCCUGGACCUCAGGCCACAAUGACCAGUCACAGUGGCUGCAG